Molecule: messenger RNA, 414 nt
Organism: Enterobius vermicularis (human pinworm)
Lineage: Eukaryota; Metazoa; Nematoda; Chromadorea; Rhabditida; Oxyuridae
Source: the annotation of a GenBank genome assembly
UUGUUAAAGGUUAGGCUUUUAUGCUGGGUAUGUGAAGUUACACUUAGGUUUAAGCUGUUAUCGGGUUUUCUGGCUUUUGCUUUUUCUUUUGGCUGUUGUGUUUUGUCCAAUUGUGAUCAAAGUGAAUUUAUUCCUGCACCUACAGUCGAGCCCGUAGGUGCCUGUGAUUCUUCGUUCCAUCGCACAUCAUUAUCAAAUGCUUAUAAAGAAUCUGCGGAAUAUAGAGCUAAACGUGACAGGAACAACAUAGCAUCGCAGAAAUCAAGGUUGAAGCGACAAAACAAGUUUAAAAUGUUGAAGGAAGAAGAAGUCGAGUUGAAGCGGAAGAAUGCAGAAUUAGUUGCUAGAGUUAGCAGCUUGGAACGACAGGUUCAGGACAUCAAGGAUAUAAUAAUGAAAGCGAUUGCUACUUGA